UUCUGCCAGCACUACGUUGCCCUGUUCACUCUUUUUUUUUUUUUUGCUGACUAGCCGAAUAAAACGAAUUUAUUAAUAACUAAUUAUAAAAUUUACAUUAUGUGGGGCGAUACAAUUUUAAUUGUAUUCAUAUCAAUUUGUACCGCUUUUUUGGGCGAAGGUCUUACAUGGGUUCUUGUCUACCGCACUGAAAAGUACCAAAAACUAAAGGGUGAAGUGGAAAAGCAGAGCAAGAAAUUGGAAAGAAGAAAGGAAAUCCAUGGCGAAUCGCUGGAUAAACAUCAAAAGAAGAAAAUCGAACGUGAUGAGGAAAAAUUGAAAAACAAUAACCGAGACCUGUCCUUGGUAAAAAUGAAGUCAAUGUUUGCAACAGGUUUUGCCUUUACAGCUCUAUUGAGUAUGUUCAAUAGCAUCUUUGAUGGUCGUGUGGUUGCCCAAUUACCCUUUACACCAAUUUCAUGGAUUCAAGGUCUAAGUCAUCGUAAUCUAUCCGGUGAUGAUUACACGGAUUGCUCUUUCAUUUUCCUUUAUAUUCUGUGCACCAUGUCCAUCCGACAGAAUAUACAAAAACUAUUGGGCUUUGCCCCAUCCCGGGCAGCCAGCAAACAAGGUGGUGGCUUAUUUGGACCCGCCCCAGGACAAUUUAAAUAAUUUUUU
Messenger RNA from Musca domestica (house fly), 657 nucleotides. Its product is annotated as calcium load-activated calcium channel. Gene Ontology annotation, biological process: endoplasmic reticulum calcium ion homeostasis. NCBI's taxonomy places the organism in Eukaryota, Metazoa, Arthropoda, Insecta, Diptera, Muscidae. Gene Ontology annotation, molecular function: calcium channel activity. The record is from RefSeq and is a predicted model, not a curated record. Bases 100 to 651 code for a protein of 183 amino acids. The transcript is spliced from 4 exons. Gene Ontology annotation, cellular component: endoplasmic reticulum membrane; cytoplasm; endoplasmic reticulum.